AUGUAUACUUCCCCAGUUCCGAUUUUUGUCCAAACCUCUCAUCACCCCCCUACUCUUCUUGCCCGGCCACGGCCCCGAUUUUGCAUCCUGCGUCCCGGAGGCUUCUGGACACCUCUGGUUCCACUUGAUGAGUUGCCUUCUUGGUUAGAGAUUUGCAACUGGUCCCCUGACCUGUAUAUGGGGAUGUACCCGGCAUCAAUGACAUUCAUCCCACGAGAAGGGGAAUAUGAUGUUGUCUGUCAUCACUGCUCGCACCGAGUAGACUCGCUGCACCAGAGCUUCUCAGAGCGAGGAGCUCCUUCUGUGGCCGCCAGUAAUACCGCCACUCAUGGCACCUCGGCCAAAGACUGUCCUGAACAACACGUCUCACCAAACGCUUACCACGCUGAUGCUAUUUCCUUGCCUACAGUGCUUCAUCAUGACGCAGACCAUUUCUUAGAGCAGCCUCCUUUCAGUGCGAUGCUCCAGACUCCUUUUGUUGGAAUGUGUGUGGUCGACAUGGACUCACAGUAUCCGGAUAUUUCUCAAGACCCUCCUGGGCCAAAACGACGUAUGAGCAUCGGGAACUCGAUUCCUCCUCAGAUCUUCGGUGCAGCCGGCAUUGGCAGCCCCCCUCUUUCUGUGGCCAACUCGGGGAACGCUCGCAGGUCAGACUCCCCUCAUCCACAUGCACAUGAUACUGGAUCGUUUGGCAAGCCCAAGCGAGUUGAAUCUCUGCGAAAUGAAAGUGUUGCAUCAAUGCAAAGUGGCAGUGUUGCCUCCACUCGAUCUCUCACGGUUGCUGCCAUCGAGCAAAUGAGGAGGAUGCGGAGAAGAAGGCUCUCUCGCGGAAGCAGUUUGCUUGCCAGCAUCAGUGUCGCAGAAGCAACCAAUCUGUCUCAGGUCUCAGGCUCAAAAGUCUCAAAGGUCUCAAAGGCUUCCUCUAUCCGUGUUAUCUCAAAGCAUCGCCGAAAGGUUAUCCUGCGUCGUCGACGUGCGGAAGAAAGGAAAACCCGCAAACCACAGUCAGAGAUCUCAAUGGAGCCGAAGAUCAAGCCGGAGCAAACGAAUUCCGCUACCAAGAGACGCGAUCGACGCGAGCGCAUGAUGCAACGCAGAAAGCAAUCUGAUCGAGGAAAGCAACCUUAUCGAAGCAUGAUGCAGAUUCCCCAUUGGAGCCCGGGUAUGUGCAAGCACUGA
Messenger RNA from Penicillium concentricum, 1179 nucleotides. RefSeq lists its product as uncharacterized. The record is from RefSeq and is a predicted model, not a curated record. Lineage: Eukaryota; Fungi; Ascomycota; Eurotiomycetes; Eurotiales; Aspergillaceae. The transcript has a single exon. Bases 1 to 1179 code for a protein of 392 amino acids.